Urocitellus parryii (Arctic ground squirrel) is the source of this 689-nucleotide messenger RNA. RefSeq names its product family with sequence similarity 180 member B (gene Fam180b). The record is from RefSeq and is a predicted model, not a curated record. Lineage: Eukaryota; Metazoa; Chordata; Mammalia; Rodentia; Sciuridae.
GAAAGUUAAGAGCUGUGGUAUGUGGCAGGCAAAUGAGRGAGCACAGAGCUGCUAGGAAGAGUGAGACUCAGAGGAUGAGGUGCAGCAUGGCCAGGACACCGCAGUUACUGGCUUAUCUGGUGGUAGCCAUUUGCCUCUGCCCUGGAGCAACAACAACCCAGCACCAUGCAGGGCAGCCCGAGGACAGCGCCAGCGUGGGAGGUGGCCUGCAGGACCCAGAGGCCCCCGAAGUGAUGUUUGAGCUGCUCUGGGCUGGGCUGGAGCUGGAUGUCAUGGGGCAGCUGUACAUCCAGGAUGAAGAACUAGCAUCCACACGUCCAGGUCGCCGACUCAGGCUCCUCCUGCAGCACCGAGUACCCAGUGACUUGGAGGGUGCUGAGCAGCAUCUGAAACAGCUCCAGGACCUGCGGAAGGGGCCUCCUCUUAGUCCUUGGGACUUUGAACAUCUGCUCCUCACAGGCCUAUCCUGCGUCUACCGGCUCCAUGCUGCUAGUGAGGCUGAAGAAAGGGGUCGCUGGGCCCAGGUCUUCUCCCUCCUGGCCCAGGAAACACUCUGGGACCUGUGUAAAGAUUUCUGCCCCCAGGGCCAGCCCCCUUGGCUGGGGCCCUGGGCCUCCAUCCUUGGCCCCUUCCCCUGACCCUUCCUUUUUACCUGUCAUUUUCCCCUCCUAUUAUGUCCCACCCCCCCA